Messenger RNA from Acomys russatus (golden spiny mouse), 2524 nucleotides. It is a transcript of the gene Pgghg, whose product is annotated as protein-glucosylgalactosylhydroxylysine glucosidase. The coding region runs from base 245 to 2524 and encodes 759 amino acids. The record is from RefSeq and is a predicted model, not a curated record. Lineage: Eukaryota; Metazoa; Chordata; Mammalia; Rodentia; Muridae. The transcript has 13 exons. Gene Ontology annotation, molecular function: catalytic activity. Gene Ontology annotation, biological process: carbohydrate metabolic process.
GGAAGAUGGGUCAGGACCAGUUGAGAGGGAGGCCUGCAGCGCAGGCUGAGGGAACUGGUUUACAGAUUCAGUUGCGUUCCUGGCUGUCCUCUUAAGGGUCUUCUUGGCGCAACCCCUCGGUGGGCGCUUUAUAAAUAUUGCUACCCAGCUAGCCCCUCACUGUCUAUAAGGAUAGGCCAAGUUUGAGUGUUUAUUGUCAGUCUGCAGAGGGAAGUCCAGGCCACGUGGACCGAGACAGCGUUCCAUGGACAACUCCAAAGACGACCCCACCAUAUUCAGUACCCACUGUCUGCCCAGUGACCCCAGGCUCUGGGCCACUGUGACCAACUCAUACCUAGGUACACGUGUCUAUCAUGACACCAUACAUGUAAACGGUGUGUACAACGGAGCUAGAGGGGACGCUCACCGGGCGAUUCUACCCAGCCCCCUCAAUGUCCGUCUGGAAGCCCCUGCAGGAACAGAAUGGCUGACAGAGACCUUUACCCUGGACACCAACACAGGUUCCUUCCUGCACACCUUGGAAGACCCCAGCUUCCGGGCUUCCCAGUGCAUCUAUGCUCACCGUGUGUUACCCCAUGUACUGGCCUUCAGUGUGUCCGUUACACGCUUGACCCCAGGGGACAAGCCCAUCACGGUGCUGCUACGGGCAGCCUUCUCCCCAGAAAGCCCAGACCUGGACCUGCAUGUGGGGCCUGACUUCCAGGGAGUCCGGUACCUGCAUGGCCACACACUCACCCCUGAGCAGCCAGGAGAGCCCCAGCAGGAAGUACACAUGCUGUGGACGCCGGUUCCCCCAGCCUUAACCCUUGGGGAAGACGAGAAAGACAGGACCUGGGACUUUCUGACUGUGGUGGGUGGCAGGCAGGCUGAGGCCCAGGCCUGCUUUGCUGAGGCCCUGCAGCUGCAGACCAGGGGUGUUCUACAUACGGUCCACGCAGAUGCCUGGGCCCAGCUCUGGGCAAGCUGUGGCCUGGAUGUAGCUGGGCCCCUGGCCCUACGCCAGGCCCUCCGUGGCUCUCUUUACUAUCUGCUCAGUGAGCUUCCCCAGCCUGGAACGCAAGGAUUCAUCAGCCACGGCCUUAGCCCCGGAGGCCUCUCCAAUGGGAGUCAGGAGGAAUGCUACUGGGGCCAUAUCUUCUGGGAUCAGGACCUCUGGAUGUUCCCAAAUAUUGUGAUGUUCCACCCAGAGGCUGCCAGGGCCAUCCUGGAGUACCGGGUCCGCACGCUGGGAGGGGCCCUGAAGAACGCCCAGAACUUGGGCUACCAGGGAGCCAAGUUUGCUUGGGAGAGUGCAAGCACUGGCCUGGAGGUCUGCCCUGAGGACAUUUACGGGGCCCAGGAGAUCCACGUCAACGGGGCCGUGGUGUUGGCCUUCCAACUGUAUUACUACUGCACUCAGGACCUGCCGCUCUUCCGAGAGGCUGGCGGCUGGAACGUGGUGAGCGCUGUGGCUGAGUUCUGGUGCAGCCGCGUAGAAUGGAGCUCCCAGGAUAAGAUGUACCACCUGAAAGGAGUCAUGCCCCCUGAUGAGUACCACUCCGGAGUCAACAACUCUGUGUACACCAAUGCCAUGGUCCAGAACAGCUGCGCUUUUGCUGCUGCAUUGGCCAAGGACUUGGGUUUGCCUGUUCCAAGCCAGUGGCUGGAGGUGGCCGAUAAGAUCAAGAUACCAUUUGACUCUGAGCAGAACUUCCACCCUGAGUUUGAUGGCUAUGAGCAAGGAGAAGAAGUGAAGCAGGCGGAUGUUGUCCUCCUGGGGUACCCAGUCCCCUUUCCCCUGAGACCUGACAUACGAAGAAAAAAUUUGGAGGUUUAUGAGGCUGUGACAUCCCCUCAGGGCCCUGCCAUGACCUGGAGCAUGUUUGCUGUGGGCUGGAUGGAGCUGAAGGACCCCUCAAAGGCACAGGCCCUCCUGAGCAGGAGUUUCACCAAUGUCACUGAGCCCUUCAAGGUGUGGACCGAGAAUGCAGAUGGGUCUGGUGCAGUGAACUUCCUGACAGGCAUGGGGGGCUUCUUGCAGGCAUCACUCUUUGGGUGCACAGGAUUCAGGAUCACUGAGGCUGGUGUGACCUUUGACCCGCUGUGUCCAGACCUGGUCUCCAGAGUGUCUGUCUCUGGUAUCUCCUACCUGGGGAACAAGUUCAACUUCAUCUUUUCCAAAGACUCAGUGACACUUGAGGUCACAGCCCGUGCAGAGCCCUGGGCGCCCUUGCUAGAGGCUGAGCUGUGGCCAUCGCUGGUCAGGCUCCCCCUGCUACCAGGUAGGGAAAGGUCUUUGUGUGUGUGUGUGUGUGUGUGUGUGUGUGUGUGUGUGUGUGUGUGUGUGUGUCUGGUAAGAAGGAAGGCAGUGCUCUCAGAAGACAGGGCAGAUGGAUCAUGGGGCUGGCGACCAGAGGAACCGGAGUCAGACGGACUGGGUUUCCAGGCCACAGUCCUAGGCAUCGGUGCCGAGAAGCUGCGCAGCCUUCUCUCCUGUUCUCAGCUCCUGGCAUAUAAUCAGUGUUUCCCCAAAGAAGGUGCAUAG